Molecule: messenger RNA, 1284 nt
Organism: Phaedon cochleariae (mustard beetle)
Lineage: Eukaryota; Metazoa; Arthropoda; Insecta; Coleoptera; Chrysomelidae
Source: the annotation of a GenBank genome assembly
AAAUGUCAGAAAUCAGAGUCUGUCAGUCGUCAGCUUUCAGUAGUUUCAGUUCGCAGUUUCCCUACUAAUUUUUGGGUUUGGGCAUUUCGCUCUGAAAAUAUCAUGAAAUGAUACAAUAGUUUCUUAUCUGAAUUGUUUAUAUUGGAACUGAUACAUAGUUUUUCCCUGCAAACAGCUAUUAGUGAGAUCAUCCAAAACCCAGAAUGGAAGUUAGACCUUCAGGAGUCUUUCUUGAAAACCAAAUAUCUGAUCCUGAAAUUUUGGAGAACUUAUUUGUACAUUGAACAGUCACUUCCCUCAUACUUGAAAACUUAGUAUGUGAAUAACAUCCUUGGUUCAACUAAUAUGUACAUUUCAAUAGCUCCCACCUAAUUCAUUGUGUAGUAUUGACUGUGUACCCACAUUUUAUCCUUGAAAAUUCCCCAAAAUGGAAACCUCAACUAGACUUCUCAUUUACACUUUGUGGAUGCUGGUCUUUCCUGAACUAUUCACAGUCUUCCAUGAAGGAGAAGCUGCACACACUGUUAAAAGAUUCACAGGGUUAUACACGGGUCCAUAUUUUGAUCCUACCACCACCACCAACAUAACUACCCAAUUAGGAACUCAUGCUUACAUCCCAUGCAAAAUAAAACAGCUAGGAAACAAGUCUGUUUCAUGGAUUCGUAGAAGAGAUGCUCAUAUCCUCACUGUAGAUAGGUACACAUUUAUAGCUGAUGACAGAUUUCAAGCAUUCUUUGUUGAAGCAACAGAUACUUGGACACUACAAGUGAAAUAUGUACAAGCCAGGGAUGCUGGGCAAUAUGAAUGUCAAGUCAGCACAGAACCAAAGAUGAGUCAUUUCAUCAACCUCAAUGUAGUUGUGCCCAAGAUAGAGAUAGAAGGCGAAUCGGACGUUUACGUGAAGCGCGGCAGCACUGUUCAGCUCAAGUGCGUGAUAACGCAAUCGCUGGAGGAGCCGGCGUACAUUUUUUGGUACCACGACGGUGAACGUGUGCUCAGGUACGACCAGAGUGCCAUCGACAUUCGCAUGUCGCGCAAAGGCACCGACACCACCGUCAGUACCAUCACAAUUUUCCGCACAAAGCUGGACGACGCGGGCAACUAUACGUGCAGCCCGUCCAAUUUGGAUUCGGCGAGCGUUUAUUUGCACGUGCUCAACGUCCAUUCAGCAGCAAGCACUUGAAAGAAGUGAAGCUUUCCAAUAUAUGCAAGAGAUAAAGUGGUCCAGAAUAUGACUUACAUUCAAUAUGUGAUUCCACAUCCAAGAAUCAUUAAAGCAUGUGA